This is a messenger RNA of Bursaphelenchus okinawaensis, 748 nucleotides long. Lineage: Eukaryota; Metazoa; Nematoda; Chromadorea; Rhabditida; Aphelenchoididae. The record is from the annotation of a GenBank genome assembly.
AUGGAUCACGUACAAGCAAUCGUAGAGCCUUCAAAAAAGUUUGCCAAGGACAGCAUCCGGCUGGUUAAGAAGUGCACAAAGCCCGACAGAAAAGGUAAGGGUUUAAAGUUAUAUUUUGUGAGGUUUAGGUUAUAAUAAAAAAUCAGAUUAUGAAUGUACAUUUAGGUGAAUAUGUGCGUUGUUUUUACUGUUAAGUACAUAUGAGAUGAGUAAACUACGGAUGUUUAAGGUUUUUUUUGUUUUCAAAAGUUUAUAUUAUAUUGGAGAGUUCUUUAUGUUAAUAUAAGUAAUUAAACUGACAAGGACUUGUAGAGAUAUUUUAUAAGCUUUAUUUUACGAAGUUUACAAUAUUUUAGAACUUUUAUGAGUUAUAGUAUUUAUAUUUUUAUGUUUUAGUAAAAUGUUUAAUUUGUAAUUUCAAAAAAAAUCAAAAUUAUUCGUAGUUAUUUUUGUGAAUAAUAAAAUAUUUAGUCUAAGAACAGUUUUAAAGCAGUUUUGUUGGAAAAUGGUUUUAAAUUGGAUUGUCGAACUUUUUUGUUAUGACAUGUUGUGAACGAGCUAGAUAAGGGGUUCUUUACCGCUUUUUAUGAGGGCGUUACUGUUCGACUUGUUACUGAUUGUUUCUUUUGCAGAAUACCAGAAGAUUGCAGUGGCAACAGCAAUCGGUUUUGCUAUCAUGGGAUUCAUUGGCUUCUUCGUGAAGUUGAUUCACAUUCCAAUUAACAACAUCAUCGUGGGCGGAAGCUAA